AUCUACCUUGGAGACGACGAACUACUACAACUAUUCCAAGUUCGCAAGUGAAGGAGCACUGUUAUCGCUGCGGUGUCAGUGAAAAGUCACUUUUGAGGUUAGGUUAUUAUUGUCGGCAACAAUAUUGUGCAAACAGUAGUGUUUUAUAAGUUGUUGUGUAUAUUUACUUUUUAAAAUCAUGGGUGAAACGAUUGUGGAAAUUGAACAGGGUAAAAUAAAGGGGCAGGUGCUAAAGAAUUUUGACAACUUCGAGUAUUGUAGUUUCAAGGGUAUCCCGUAUGCGAAGCCGCCUAUUGGUGAACUGAGAUUUACUGUACCCCAACCACCGGAAUCCUGGGAAGGUAUCAGAGAUGGCACCAAAGACUGUAACAUAUGCGCACAGUUCGACAGGGAACUACAAGGGGUUAAGGGACAUGAAGAUUGCUUGUACUUAAAUGUCUAUACGCCCAAAUCUUUCACUGAUGGCAAUAAGAAAUAUCCUGUCAUGGUCUUCCUUCAUGGAGGCGGUUUUCUGUUCGGCAAUGGAACGGAUGAUGCAGCGCAUGGCCCCGACUACCUAAUCCAAAAAGAAGUCGUCAUUGUCAGUAUUAACUACCGACUGGGAAUACUCGGUUUCCUCUCGUUGGACCGAAAGGAGGCUCCAGGUAACAUGGGAUUGAGGGAUCAAGUGGCAGCACUAAAGUGGAUUCAGAAAAAUAUCUCUCAUUUUGGUGGAGACCCCAACAGUGUUACUAUCUUUGGUAUCAGUGCCGGUGCCUCGAGCGUGGAAUUACUCCUCUUGUCGCCUUUGUCUAAAGGUCUAUUCCAUAAAGCCAUUGCCCAGUCUGGGUCUUCUUUAUUGCAUUGGGCUCAUAAAGUAGACAUUAAAACACUUGCUUACAAGAUACCGGUACUGCAAGGUAAAGUAAUCACCGACGACGAUCAACUGUUGCAGUACUUAAAAGAUAUGCCCACGAAUGAGCUGGUUAAGGCAUCUAUGGCCGUUUUGGCAACGGAAAAGACACGAGGAGGCCUUCAUUUCGGUUUCGUACCCACUGUCGAAAAACCUGGCGAUUGGGAACCAUUUUUAAGUACACCACCCUAUGAAUUAUUAGCAAGGGGUGAUUUCCAUAAAGUUCCAUACAUGUCUGGAUUUUGUUCAAGAGAAGGACUCAUAAUGGUUUCGCAUUUCAAACAGACUUUAGAUAAAUUUAUUCAGGAGAAAGUUUUUGUGGAUUAUUUACCGUUUGAACUGGAUGUCUCGGAAAAAAUUGACACAGAAUUGAAGCUGAAGAGAAAUUAUCUGGAAGCUGAGAAAAAGUACCAAGAUGAGGACGAAUACGCAAUAGAUUUCUUUUCAGAUGUCGACUUCAUCGCUGGUAUUUACACCGCUGCUAAAUUGAUUUCCAAAAAUAAUGCACCCGUCUUUUUCUACGAGUUUGCUUACGAUGGAAACUUAAACUAUAUUAAAAAGUCCUCCAAUAUUGAUAGACUGGGGGCUUGUCACGGCGACGAUGGCGGUUAUAUUGUAAAGAGCGCUAAAUUGGAUGGACCCAUCUCCGAUUUAGACGUACUUGUCCGGAACUCUAUGAAUCAAAUGUGGGCAAACUUUGCACGUUACGGGGAUCCAACUCCAAGUGUGGACUCUGUGCUGACGACGAAGUGGGAACCUAUUGCUGACACGGGUAUGGCCUGCCUCGUGAUAGACAAGGAGAUGAGAAUGAAAUACGAAGUCUAUCCUCAGAGAAUGAAAGUUUACGAAGAACUCUAUGAAAAGAAACGCAAAACUUACAAUUAAAUCAGUAAUUAUUAAAUCAUUGUUACCUUCAUAUUGGAAUCAGAUUUUAAUGUUGUUCUUGAAUGAAUAAAUGAUAAAUAUUUUAUACGUAUAUUCAA
Spodoptera frugiperda (fall armyworm) is the source of this 1875-nucleotide messenger RNA. RefSeq names its product juvenile hormone esterase. The record is from RefSeq and is a predicted model, not a curated record. Lineage: Eukaryota; Metazoa; Arthropoda; Insecta; Lepidoptera; Noctuidae. The coding region runs from base 179 to 1777 and encodes 532 amino acids. The transcript is spliced from 3 exons.